AUGGAAUUACUUGAAGCCAUGUUUAACAAUAAGUAUGAAGCUAUAUACCAAAUAGUGAUCCCUGAUAAAAGUGAAAUUAAUCAGUCUUUAAGUGAAUCAUCAAGUAUUUGUAAUCAAAUUGCCGAAGAAAGUGUUUAUAUUAUCACCUCUGAUGCAAUCGUUAAUGCUUUAGACCCAAAGUUCUUUCAAAAAUUUGCCAUUGCUGCUCGUCUCCAGGCUAAAUUUUCUUAUCCUGAAUUAGAGUAUGAAAUUGAUGUAUAUCUUUGCAAUACAGGAACAAUGCUUAGUACUCAAUUGCCAUUAUUUAAAAAACGCAGUUUUGGAUAUUUCCUUGAUUCUGUUAAAGUUUGUGUUUCCCCUAUUCCAUGUACACCUAAUGUUAAGAAUAGUAUGUUUAUUUCGAUGGAUACUCCAUAUCCACAACAGUUCAAUAGAACUGUUGAAAUUUCAAAUGGUCGUGAAACAAACAUUGAAGGAAAAAUUGGUGGAGAUUUUGGAAAAGUACCUAAAAUCUCAGCAAAAGGCGGCGUGAAAAAUAUUUCAAAUACUAAAGUCACAUCAGAAGAGUGGAUAGUGAAUUAUAGUGGCUGUCAUACUACUAGGAAUUCUUGGUCACAUUGA
Funneliformis mosseae is the source of this 621-nucleotide messenger RNA. NCBI's taxonomy places the organism in Eukaryota, Fungi, Glomeromycota, Glomeromycetes, Glomerales, Glomeraceae. The record is from the annotation of a GenBank genome assembly.